GAAAAUCAUGGCUCGUCACGCUGCCAGAAAAGAGGUCUGAAAACCACGAAAAACGGAGAAGAGCGACGACCAUCUAGGACCUUCAAAACUCUUCCACUUGGCCUAGUCUGACUUUGAAUCCGUUGGACAGCUCCAGAGCAACAUGUCCUCCGCGUCCGAGGAUGCCGGCUUGGUAACGCCCCCUAUCGCCCAAACCCCGCCCAGAGGCGUAGUGGACAUGGACCAGCAAUCCGAGGAUGGGGACACGUGUUCAGUCAUGUCCAUUGACGGCGAUCCUUUGGUGGCGCCCUCCACGCCCACCCCCGCCGGGUCUGGGGGAGGUGGACGAGCCGGCACGCCUUCUGGCGUGGCCACACCCACGGCUCUGAUGGCCCCGCCCUCUCCCGUGUCUAGGGAUCAACUGCAGAAGCGAAUCGAGUCGUUGCAACAACAGAAUCGCGUGCUCAAGUGCGAAUUGGAAACCUACAAAUUGAGGGUCAAGAGUCUCCAGGAGGAAAACAAGGCCAUUCGACAAGCCUCCGUUCACAUCCAAGCCAAAGCGGAGCAAGAGGAGGAGUUUAUAUCAAACACGUUAUUGAAGAAGAUCCAAGAGCUCAAGAAAGAAAAGGAAUCCCUGGCUUUAAAUUAUGAACAAGAGGAGGAAUGUCUCACCAACGAUCUUUCCCGCAAACUCAACCAGCUCCGACAAGAAAAGAUCCACUUGGAGCACACCUUGGAACAGGAACAGGAAUGCCUGGUGAACAAACUGAUGCGACGGAUCGAGAAACUCGAGUCGGAGACCUCGACCAAGCAGAAUAAUCUGGAAACACUUCGUCGGGAGAAGGUCGAGCUUGAGAACACGUUGGAGCAAGAGCAGGAGGCCCUGGUCAACAAGUUGUGGAAGCGCAUGAAUAAGCUGGAAACCGAAAAGAGGUCGCUUCAGGUGAAGUUGGACCAGCCGGUGUCCGAACCUCCGUCCCCCCGCUCGAUCAACGAGCUCAACAAUGGUGAUACCGCAGCUAACCUGGCCAAUAAUAUCCAGCAGCUCCGACAAGAGGUGACCCGCCUCAAGAAGCAAUUGGAGGCCGGUCAGGCUGAGCAUGAGGCCAAGGUGGCCCGCUAUGCCAAGGAGGAGCAAGAGAUCCGCGAGGAGAACCUCAAACUCCAGCGGCGACUCCAACUGGAAAUGGAACGUCGAGAAGCCUUGUGUCGAACCCUUUCCGAGUCAGAGUCCAGUUUGGAGAUGGAGGAGGAGCGUGUCUACAAUGAGAUGAGCAGUCACAUCAUCAGCGGAAUUGGUGGUCCGGUUGUUGCCCCUGUACCUGGUGUCGUCGUUCCUGUGAGAAAGGUCUCGGCGGCCAUUCAUCACCGCACACGCACCUUAUCCAGUCCCAUCCCACCAGUCGUCUCAGCAGGCCUAGUGGGCGUGGCCCUGCCACCUCCCCUCGCAAAUAACCCCGUGUCUCCACCUAACAUCAAGUUCAACGUGACACCCCCACAAGCAUCCAACUCUUUGCCCAAACGAGCGCCUUAAAAGGAGGCCAGAUAUUAUGGAAAACCGCCCCCAGAACCCCCAAUGUGAUGAAAAGGACCUUCUACAACAACCACAACCUUCUCCAAUCGUUCCCAUCUUUCCAGCACUUACACACAUACCGAAAGAAUAGUUCCCUUAGAUCCCAAUUAACGACAACAAAAACACCGGAACCGCAAAUCCCAUGAAUCGCUAAGUCUCUUCUAUGGCAUCUCGUGUAUGUCUAAGAGUUGGAGAGGAGUCGAAGUGGAUCCAGAAAUUAGGACUUGUCCUCUUUUGUUAUGGAAUUUGAAUCUUAGGUUUCGUGAGUCGUUCUGAGCCCAUCUUGGUUGCGUACUUGGUUUGAAAUCCCUUAUUUGACUCACAAAACAGGCCUUUUUGUGCGUAAGAUAUCACCUUUUAAAUGAAUUAACUACAGUUUGCCAAAUGCUUCAACCCAACCUUACCAGAUUUUGCAUUGAAGGUGUGAUUUCAUUUAGAAAACACUAUACCACAUUUGAAAGAAGAUUGGCGUCCAACGAAGUAACCUUUGAUGAUGAAAACCUAAGCAACAACCACAUUAAGGUGAACAUCAACAUGAAUAAUUACUCACUAAGUCCAUCUUAUCCUCCAAGUCAUUAUUCCCACUGAAGUGUGAAUGAUAUAGAGCACUUCUUGAAGACCAUAACAAGAAAAAUGAAAUUGGUGAACUUAAGAUUUUGUAAAGAAACACCUAAAAAUUAACAGAAUGGUUCAAUUGACAACACUGUUGAGGCUUUGGUUUGAAACUCACGCACGCUCUUAAAAAGUUGCCCAUUUUCAUCUGUAAUGAAUUUCAGUGAUCAGCUUUUGGUAAUGAAAUGAAUCACCGUCUCUUUUAUAGUGAUGAUUUUUUCAUUUGGAUGUAUUCUGAAUGGUUUGAAGGAAAAAAAAAGUCCAUAAAAUGUGGAUCGAGCAAUAUGAGACUCGUGAUUAACAGCCCCAACGAGUCCGGAUCACGAAACCUAGGUAUCAACUUUCACUGUUUUGUCACCGAAUAUCUCUCUAAGCCGGUCUCGAAGCUCGGUGUGUUGCUCUGCCGAUUUGAGCCCUUUGAAUUCCAAUAGUUCCGCUUCAUUGCUCCCGUUCUUCUUCCUCGGAUCAUCAUGAUUACCAUUAUUAUUAUUAUUUUUAUGUACACUAUCCCAUUCUCUGAUCCUCAUUGCUUCUUGACUCGUUUAUUUGUUUUCCUAUCAGAUCGUUUUCAUCGUCUCACCAAUCAAAUCAAGACACGUUUGCCUUCGGUUCUCUUAUUAUGUCGAUUCAAUUGGUUUUCUAAAACAGCCCAAGUUACUACUAUUCCUGUCCAAAUAUAUCACUGUAUUGAGAGAAUUCAA
Messenger RNA from Tigriopus californicus, 2865 nucleotides. RefSeq names its product coiled-coil domain-containing protein 6-like. Bases 143 to 1513 code for a protein of 456 amino acids. NCBI's taxonomy places the organism in Eukaryota, Metazoa, Arthropoda, Copepoda, Harpacticoida, Harpacticidae. The transcript has 6 exons. The record is from RefSeq and is a predicted model, not a curated record.